Blastocystis hominis is the source of this 406-nucleotide messenger RNA. RefSeq lists its product as hypothetical. Bases 114 to 392 code for a protein of 92 amino acids. The transcript is spliced from 4 exons. The record is from RefSeq and is a predicted model, not a curated record. Lineage: Eukaryota; Bigyra; Opalinata; Blastocystidae.
AUUAUUCAAGAUGCCGCGUACUAUUGUUGAUGUUGAUCUCACGAAUCCCCAGUUUUCUGGUUUUCUGAUGAAGCAGAGUGAGGAUCUUUCAGGAUUUAGUGAGUGGCGUAGGUAUGUGGUUGAAGACAUGGAGAAAGCGAUUCUUUAUUCUGAAGGGUAAUAAACUUUAUUUUUCCAAGGGAACGAGAGAGCCGCCACAUGGAGUGAUUGAUUUGUCGAGAUGCCAGACAGUAAAAUCAGCCGAUGAAAAGACACAUAAGAAGCAUAGCAUUGAAGUCUCGACGACAGAGCAGACGUAUUAUAUGUAUGCCUCAUCGGAGAAGGAUAAGGACGAGUGGAUCGGUGCAAUUGGCCGUGCUAUUGUCCAGGCAACGAUUGCGGAACACGACUAAUCUCUGUACUUUUG